AUGGGCUUAAUUGAAAUGAUAUUUACAUUCGAAGCCUGUUGCACUACAAUUCGCAGUAAAAUCCUUAAAAGCACAUUGGUACGUGUUGAUGUAGGUGAUAAAGUUGAUGAUGUAGGUGAUAAAGUUGAUGUAGUUGGUGAUGUUGUAGUUGGUGAUGUUGAUAUUGGUGAAAAAGAGUCUUGUGCUAACAGACUUGGUAUAAUAGUAUCAAUUUUAACGUUUGAUAGAUCAACGGUUGGCAGGUCGGCCGAGAAUUGGACGUUGAGUAAACUCGAGUUUAUAAGCACGGCAAAAAGUGUCAAUGCAGCAAUUAAGGAUAAAAAUGUUAACGAAAACCGCCAGAAAAUAAACAUUUUAUUGGAUUAUUUUAUAGCACAAGUUAAAUAA
Molecule: messenger RNA, 387 nt
Organism: Cetraspora pellucida
Lineage: Eukaryota; Fungi; Glomeromycota; Glomeromycetes; Diversisporales; Gigasporaceae
Source: the annotation of a GenBank genome assembly